UUCUUGGUAUCUUUUUUUGUAAUAAUAAUAUAAUAAAAAGAAAAAUGAUAACAGUAUUGCGUGUGCCACUGUAAUAAUGAAAAAAGUUGCGGGUCAUAAUUAGCUACAGUAUCAACUUGUUUUUCGAUCGUUUGUUUUACUCCAUCGGUAAUGAAUGUGCUGCAUAAUAUGUUUUCAAUUUUUUUAAACAUAGAGUAACAGGUUUAAUCAACUUCUUGUUAUUCAUUUUGCCCACGGAAAUUUCGCAGUUGCGAUUUAACGAUGAGAGAUAAAUUCGGGAUCAGCAAUUCAGCGAUGUCGUCGGACGUGCUCGAAACGGUCUCAGCGAAUAUACCAUCAGAAACAUUUCCGGAUAAUCCUCCAAAGCUUGAACCACGACUGGAAAUUGACAAUGAAAUCCUGUCCCCCGAAAAUACAGUGACGCAACAAAAAUGCGGAUGGUUUUGGCUGAGGCCGAACUGUCUGCAAAAGUUCCGCACAGCUAAAUGGGCACUUUUUUGGCUUUGUUGGGCUGGUGCAGUGCAAGGAAUGGUGGUUAACGGCUUCGUCAACGUUGUCAUUACAACGAUAGAGCGAAAGUUCGGGCUUAGGUCUUCUGAAACGGGGCUUAUAGCCGGUGGAUAUGACAUCGCUAGUUUCCUGCUUCUUGUUCCCAUCACUUACCUAGGCGGACGUUCAAACGCCUCAAAGCCCAGGUAUAUUGGAAUCGGUGUCCUCGUUCUGAGUCUAGGAUGCUUGUUAUUUGCAUCGCCACAUUUCUUAGUCGGUCCCUACAGAGCGGGUCGUCAAAAUGAGAAUCUCUGCCAACGAGUUACGAAUACUUCAGCGCUGCAAAUGACGACAUGCGACAGUGCAUCCGAGGAAACCGACAUGGAAGCUCCGCGUGGUUUGUACCUGGCCAUCUUCUUGCUCGCUCAGCUGUUACACGGGGCUGGAGCUGCACCACUUUUUACUCUUGGAGUAACUUACAUCGAUGAAAAUGUCUCCAAGAAAAUGUCGUCGGUUUACCUCGGCAUUUACUACACCAUGGCUAUACUCGGACCAGCCUUGGGUUACGUCAUUGGAGGAGAAUUACUCAAAAUUUAUACCGACUUCCUUGUCAUCGACCCAGCUUCGGUGGGCAUGACGCCGGAUAGUAACGUCUGGAUAGGUGCAUGGUGGAUCGGUUUCCUGGCAGCAGGAUUGAUAUCCUUGGUAAUAGCUAUUCCUCUCUUGGCUUUUCCGCCAAGUCUACCAGGAUCGAAAGAGCUGGCGAAGGAACGAGUUUCCGAAGCGCACGUGUGUAAAUCUAGUACACCUUCAUCUGCAGAAGCUGGUGAAGAGGAGGUUUUCACAAAACUUAAGGAGCUGCCUAAAGCUUUGACGGCUCUCCUUAAGAACCCGGCAUUUUUUAUGCUAAACUUGGCUGGGGCAAGCGAAGGACUUCUCAUUGCUGGGUUCGCCGCCUUUCUACCCAAGCUUAUUGAAAAUCAGUUCAGCGUCACUGCCAGUUCGGCGGCUUUGCUUAUGGGAUUAGUCACGGUCCCAGCUGGAGGUGGAGGUACCUUCCUUGGCGGCUACCUGGUGAAGCACUGGAACCUCCAAUGCGCUGGCAUCUUGAAGUUCUGUCUGAUCGCCACGGCGGGUUGCAUCGUUUUCACGAUGUGCUUCGCUCUGAGUUGUUCAAACCUAGACUUUGCUGGAGUGACGGUGCCCUACCACAACACGGCUAGGAAGCCGCUGUCUCUGGAAAGCAGCUGCAACAUGGGAUGCGGAUGUUCGAAAUCAGAAUUUGACCCGCUUUGCGGUGCUGACGGAAUUACGUAUUAUUCGCCGUGCCACGCCGGGUGCCACGAUGAAAUGCCGAUCAAUGACUUGAAAAUUUACAACAAUUGUAAUUGCAUCCACGGCCCGCCAGCGAAUCUCUCGAUAUCUGGCGGUUCUGGGCACGUGACUUACGAGGCAAUAAACACAACGUGCCCUAGUACUUGUGGCCAUCUAUGGCCCUUCGUGAUACUCGCUUUCUGCAACAUGUUUCUGACAUUCCUCUGCACUAUGCCGGCCCUGUCAUCGACGCUCAGAGUUGUCCACGACGAGGAACGGUCAUUUGCCCUGGGCAUACAGUGGAUCAAGGUUCGAGUCCUCGGAACCAUACCAGCCCCCAUGAUUUUCGGUACCCUAAUCGACGAGACUUGCAUCCUUUGGCAUGAGUCGUGCGAGGGCAGAGGGGCUUGCCUCGUUUACGACAAUCGCUACAUGAGUCGGUACAUGUUAGCUCUGGCGUUCAUAGGGAAAGCAGCGUCACUUUUAUUUUUUUUUAUGGCAUGGUGGUUCUAUGUACCGCCAGGAGGAGGAAGAAUUACUACGGAUAAUAGGCAGGAGACCGUUUCAACUGUGGCGCUGAGCGAACCGAUCGAAGUUGUGCAGCUAUCACAUCAGAAAAUUUCGUCGGCGAUAGAAUCGUAAUGGUUAUAAUAUUGACAACGAUUUUAUAUAAUAUUAGAAAUUCGUAAAUGUUUUGCCAAAAAACAGAAAUGUUAAGAAAUGAAGAUUUCAAUUCUUUUUAUACAUAUUAAAUAAUUUUAUAUAACUCCACUAUUAUAUAUAUAGGUAUAUUAUGUGUGUAAAUUAUUAUUCUUAUUGUUAACGCAUGAUCUCCGAAAUGAUUCGUAACUGUAAAAUAGAAUUGUAGAUCGACAUAAUAUGUUGCUCAUUGAUGUGUGGAAAAUAACGAAUUAUUGGAUAUCUAUCUCUAAUGCGCAUAGGUAUCCCACACCUAUACAUAAGUAUAUAGUAUUAUGAUGUAUAAUGAUUCAUACUGUUUGGAUACCGGUAUUUCGAUGAUAACUCAGACACAAAACUCUACGAAUUUCGAGUAAAAUAUUUAUUGCUGCUCAAAAACGUGCAGAAAC
Diprion similis is the source of this 2891-nucleotide messenger RNA. RefSeq names its product solute carrier organic anion transporter family member 4A1 (gene Oatp26F). Gene Ontology annotation, molecular function: protein binding. Gene Ontology annotation, cellular component: membrane. The record is from RefSeq and is a predicted model, not a curated record. Gene Ontology annotation, biological process: transmembrane transport; sodium-independent organic anion transport. The coding region runs from base 262 to 2445 and encodes 727 amino acids. NCBI's taxonomy places the organism in Eukaryota, Metazoa, Arthropoda, Insecta, Hymenoptera, Diprionidae. The transcript has 12 exons.